GCUGAUUCUAAACUGUCCAUUCUGCUGCACGUGCCAUACCUCUAGUGCUUAGUUGGUGUUUUUACAAGAAUAGUAAACAAAUGCCUCCAAAAAAUUCAAAUAAGAAAUCUCCUGCUAAUACAGCAUCUUGGUAUCAUUGCGAGUUGUGCAAUGUUGAUAUUACAUUAAAAGAACGGGAAAUGCACGAAAAGCAUUGCCCUAUUACCGCGAAUACUACCGAGCCGCUGGAAUAUAUUCAUAACAAUUGCCUUUAUACAGUUGGCGUGGAAAAGCGUAGCUUUAGUAUAGAAGAGUUAAAUGAUGUGUCGGCAAAAUAUGUUAACAAUUUAGUAUUUAUUUCGGAAGGCGCUAUAAGGUUAACGCAUUUACAUAUCGGUCAGAGGGUUCUGAUACAGACUGGGAAAGGACGCGACACGGAAACGCUAGUGAGAUUAGUUUGGCCCAUACCUGACAGAUUUGUAACGACGAUCUUUGUAAGCGAGGAAGAUUAUAAAUUGUAUUGGGACGAUUUUAAAGGGAAAGCACUUAAAAUAUCGGCGUUACCUGACGGACGGACAGCAGUGGCAAAAUCAGUUUACCUUCGUCUAACAACUUCAAGCGAAAAUACAGAGCUUGUUGAUGCACAGCUAAAAGAUGUGGAGCGGAUGUUAACGCUGGAAUUGAAAAAUUUGAUAUUUACAAAAGGCAGUCGUAUAUUUAUGGACUUCUUUAACAAGGAUCUUACUUUGCAAGUUAUUUCAUGGAAUUGUUUUGAAAACAAAUCGGUCGCCGCCGAAGAUGAAAAGGCAUUAGAAGAAAAAUUUGAAAACUUAAAAUUGGAGUGUGAUGUUGAAUUAAAAUUUUUCGAAAUAAGUGGAGCAACGCGAAUUGAAAUUGAACGACCCAAGUUUGAUAAAGUGGAAGAAAGUAAUGCGAAUGCUAACGUAGUGACUAAAAUGGAUAUUGGCGGGCUGGAACAACAAAUUAAAAUAAUUGAAGAAGCCGUAGAUAUGGCUUUUGGGCUAAAAUCUGUGCCAGCAGGUGUGAAAAUUUCGCGUGCUUUUCUAUUGCAUGGUCCUACGGGUUGCGGCAAGAGCUUACUUUGCGAAGCCAUGUGCUCAACCAUGAAAGAGAAGACUGAUAACUUAUCCAAAGUACAUCUCAUUCGAAUUAACACCAGCGAACUAUUCAGUAAAUUCCUCGGCGAAACAGAGAAAAACUUAAUGGCGCAUUUUGAAAAGGCAUACUUAAACUAUCCGAGACCCACACUCAUCAUCAUUGAGGACGUUCACAAUCUUUGUCCGAAGUAUGAGACUAAUGAAAUGACCAAACGUGUGGGGGCCGCUUUCUUAAGCACUUUGGAUUCACUGAACAGUCGAAGGAAAGAGACGCAACGCACUUUUUUACUAGCUACCACAUCUCAAAUCGAAGCGCUCAAUCCAAAUGCACGUCGCUGCGGUCGUUUGGAUAGUGAAAUUGAAAUCAGUGCACCGACACCUAAACAACGCGCUGAUAUUCUUUGCUGUCUCCUCCGCAGCAUUACGCAUAUACUCUCACAUGCCGACAUUGUUGAUGUGGCUCAGGUACUGCAUGGUUAUGUCGGCGCUGAUUUGGCUAAUCUGGUAUAUGCAGCAUCGUUACGCGCACUCAAAGAUGAUAUGCGACCAUUGAAUUUACAGGACUUGCAUGCUUCACUGACACAUAUAAAACCUUCGGCAAUGCGCGAAGUACUUAUAGAGAACCCAAAUGUACAUUGGAGUGAUAUAGGAGGUCAGGCAGACUUAAAACUAAAGCUCAAGCAGGCUAUAGAAUGGCCUCUGCUGCAUCCAGAGAAGUUUGAGCGGCUGGGUUUGAAACCGCCACGUGGUAUUUUGAUGUUUGGUCCACCAGGCUGUUCGAAAACUAUGAUUGCUAAGGCUCUUGCUACCGAAAGUCAACUGAAUUUUCUUUCCAUAAAAGGUCCGGAGCUGUUCUCGAUGUGGGUAGGAGAAUCCGAGCGGGCUGUGCGUGAAGUCUUCCGCAAAGCGCGUCAGGUAGCACCAGCUAUUGUGUUUUUCGAUGAAAUCGAUGCCAUCGGCGGAGAGCGAACCGAAAGCGGCUCCGGCAGUUCGGGAACAUCCGUUAAAGAGCGUGUACUUACGCAAUUGCUCACCGAAAUGGACGGAGUAGAGGCUUUAGAAAAUGUCACCAUUGUAGCGGCAACCAAUCGUCCAGAUAUGAUUGACAAAGCGCUUUUGCGGCCGGGCCGUUUCGAUCGUAUUGUUUAUGUUGGAUUACCCGAUGCCGAAGCGCGUCAAGAAAUUUUCCGCAUAAAAUUAUUGCCAAUGCCCUUAGCCCCCGAUGUGGAUGUAAAAAUGCUUGUGCUACGCACAGAAGGAUAUUCAGGUGCUGAAAUACAGGCCGUUUGCCAAGAAGCCGCGUUGAAAUGUUUAGAGGAGAGUUUCGAUGCUGAGCGUGUAAGUUGGGUGCACUUUCAAUACGCGUUGAAUGCCGUACAACCUCGCACUAAUCCCGAACUCUUGGCACUGUACGAUGAGUAUAUUAAGCAAAGAUAA
Molecule: messenger RNA, 2534 nt
Organism: Anastrepha obliqua
Lineage: Eukaryota; Metazoa; Arthropoda; Insecta; Diptera; Tephritidae
Product: ribosome biogenesis protein SPATA5
Exons: 3
Coding region: 81-2534 (817 amino acids)
Cellular component (GO): cytoplasm
Molecular function (GO): ATP binding; ATP hydrolysis activity
Source: RefSeq, a predicted model, not a curated record